Molecule: messenger RNA, 2032 nt
Organism: Leptopilina heterotoma
Lineage: Eukaryota; Metazoa; Arthropoda; Insecta; Hymenoptera; Figitidae
Exons: 4
Coding region: 109-1059 (316 amino acids)
Source: RefSeq, a predicted model, not a curated record
CCCCUGUUGCUGCUGCUUCUUUCUUUUUGGCCACCGCUCGUACACGCUGAAAGCGUGUUUUAGUUUUAUUUUAAUAUUUAUUUAUAGUUUUUAUCAUAAUUAACAAUAAUGUCGGGAACGAAAAGGCGAAUAUUUAUCAACGGAGUGGUGAUAUCGGAAAAUAACGAGCUGGUGCGAGAAGGGGAUAAAAUUUUGUGCGAAGUCAAAGACCUGGACGACAAUUACAUAUAUCAAGCGUACUUGAAUGAAAAAUCGGUGAUGGAAUGGCAGAAUAAAAUUCUGCAUGCGGAUAAAAGUGAAGACAAUUUGGCGAAGGGAGAUUCAGGACCUUGUGAAACUGUUGCAAAAAUGUCAAGGAUCAAGAGUAAUGUCGAUUCUAACAUGAAAGGGGAAGAAGCAGGUCCUUCAGGAAUUGCAGACUUUGAGAUCUCGAGAUCCCGUAGUAAAAAAAGGCCUCAUGAUUGUGAUGAAUCGGAUGGACAAAGUGUUGCUUCUUUAACCAAAGGUGAACUACAAUGGACGCCUCAAAUGGUUCAAUUUUUUAUCGAUGCAUAUAAAGAAUUGGAAGAAAAAAAAGCUGGGAAAUUCAUCAGAAUAAGGGCUUUUAACAGUAUCGCGAAGAGGUUUAAGGAAGAAUUGAACAUGAAUUUAACGGCUCAACAAUUAGAAUCAAAAUUGAAAGGCCUUCAAAACACUUACAAAAACCAAUUGUUGAUGAAGAAACAAACUGGUGGGGGACGAAAUGACUGGCAGCAUUUUGAAGUCAUGAACGAAUUCAUGUACAAAAAGCCGCAAAUUACACCAGUGUCAACAACAUCAAAUUUGAAUGGUUUCAAACCCAAAGAAUCUUCACAGUCCGACAGUGAUAGCUCCAUCGAAGGAAAACAGAAAUCGAAAAAAACCAAAGGGAAGCGGCGAAAAAGACAAAGCUCUCCAACUUUUCAGCAGAAAAUGGUGAAUUUAAUCGGAGGACACCACGAGAAGCAAGAAAAAUCGUUAGAAAAGUUUAAUAAUACUUUUGAGAGGUAUGUUAAUAUUCUCGACGGAAUGAAGAAAUAAAUCUUCGUCUUUGUCUUCCGACAUCUAUUUUCAUUCAUAUUUCGUUGCCUAUAAAUUUGGCCAUAAAUUUAAUCUAUUUUUAUAUUUCAUUCGUUAACUUCGUAUUUUUUUGUCGUCUUAUUAUUCUUAACAAAACGUUCCAUGCUGUGUUAUAUCUAAAUAUGUAUGUGAUAAUACUGUGAUUUUAAAGGGCCAGUCCAUUAAAUUUCAUUUAAGGUUAGAAAACGUAAUUUUAGAAUAUAAUAAUAGAAUCGUUCACUUCAGAAUUUGUGGGCUAAUUAUAUUUUAUAAAAUGCGUUUAUUUUAAUUUAUAAAAAAUUAUAUUUAGAUUUAGUGUAAAUAUUAAAAAUAAUUUAACUGUAAUACUUACAAUUAAAUGCUUGCAUAGAAUAAGGGGACGUAGCGCUCGGCCGCACGGCCUCACACCAGUCAAGCUGUCAAAAUAUUGUUAAAAAUUAAAAUUGAAAAAUUUGAAUUUUAAAAUGUACUGCCUUAUAAGAAAUUAAAAAGCGCAACUUUUUUCCUUUAUGAUUUUUAACAAUAUUUUGACAGUUUGACUGGUGUGAGGCCGUGCAGCCGAGCGCUACGUCUCCUUAUUCUAUCCAAGCAUUGAAUUAAUAACAAGAAGCUGAUAAGGAAGCAACUAUAAAUGUCUCAAUUAGCAUAAAAAACUUUAAAUUGAUUGUUUUCAUUUAAGGACUUAAUAGUAUUUAGUAAAGCGAUAUAUUAAAUUCAUUGAACUGACCCUUUUUAUAGAUUAUACUGCCUUCUGCAAUAGUCAGAGAAAAAAGACUUAAUAUUUUAGUUUCAUUGUAAAAGGUAUGUAAAUAUAGCGUGUUGUAAUGAUAUGUCCUGCGGACCAUUUCUUAUUGUGAAACUAAUUUUAAGAGAGAAAUUCUAUAAAAGUUAAAUUUACUUUUAUAAUGUUAAAAACAUUUUUGUAAUGAAAGAAUAAAAAAGAGUUUUAUUGAAA